GAAGGAGGCUUGAAGGAAGCGAGGAAAUAGUAUCUUGCAGCCCGUUCCUAAUUCUUAUACUCAAUAAUUCUUUCUACCCAUUUUUGGAUGGUUUAUUCCUGACGAGAUUAUAAUGCUCCAUAGAUUCAUUGAGUGAAAAGCCUCUUUGAGCCCAUUUGGAAUUGUGUUUCUGUACAAAUUUUCAAAUAAUUUUAAAAUGAAGAAAGGCAGAGGUCGAACUUACCGAAAGAGACACAGAAAACAAUCUAUAGCUUUUUCUUCAAGUGGUGUAAAUUUGAGUUAUAAAACUGAAUAUAUACUUCUUAAGAAGUGGUUGAAAGAAAAAGGCUACAAGAAUAAUAAUUUAAAUCCAGCAGUGUUUUCAGAAACAGGAAGGGGAUUGAUGACCACAAAAACGCUUCAGGCUGAAGAGCUGAUUAUUUCUUUGCCUGAAAAGUGCUUGCUUACUUCCAAUACUGUGCUUAACAGUUACCUCAGAGAAUAUAUUUUAAAAUGGAAGCCUCCAAUUUCUCCCUUGAUAGCAUUAUGUUCAUUUUUAAUAGCAGAGAAGUGGUUCCAUAGGAAAUCUGUGUGGAAGCCAUACCUGGAUCUCUUACCUAAAACAUAUACCUGUCCUGUUUAUUUGGAGCAAGAAACACUGAACCUUUUCCCCGAGCCCUUGAGAAGAAAGGCUCUCGAGCAACGAUCAUUGAUCCAGGACCUUUUUGCUUCUUCAAAGCAAUUCUUCUCUUCUUUGCAGCCUUUAUUUCCUGAAAAUGUGGAGAUUAUUUUUAACUUCAGUGCCUUCCAGUGGGCCUGGUGCACUAUAAAUACAAGAACAGUGUUUAUGAAACAUUCACAGAAAGACUGUUUUUCUAGAGAGCCAGAUAUUUAUGCUCUAGCUCCGUUUCUGGAUCUGCUAAAUCACAAUCCAAAGGCCCAGGUGAAAGCUUCGUUUAAUGAAAAUACAAAAUGUUAUGAAAUAAAAACACAUCUGGGCUAUCAGAAAUACAAAGAAGUAUACAUUUCUUACGGCCCUCAUGACAACCAGCGACUACUUUUAGAAUAUGGGUUUGUUGCUUCUGAUAAUCCACACAGCUGUGUGCAUGUUAGUACAGAUACAUUGCUUAAAUAUGUUUAUUCAGAAGACAAACAGAAAUCUAUGAAACUUUCCAUUUUACAAGAGCACAAGAUGUUAGAUGAUCUGACGUUUGGCUGGGAUGGACCAUCUUGGACACUUCUUACAGCUCUUAAAUUGUUAUGUCUUGAAGCAGAUGAAUUUACUUUGUGGAAAAAAAUAGUGCUUGGAGAUGUUGCUUCAAGGAAGAAUGAAGAAAAGAGUGUGGCCUUUGCAACAAAAAUAUGUACGUCAUUGAUGGAAGAAACUCGGCAUGUACUUCAGAAGGUUUCAGAUUUAAAAAAUUGUUAUGAACAUCUUGUGAAUCAACUGACUUUGGUGGAAGCAUUACAUACAGAAAAUCUAAGAAUCCUGCAGCUUUCAUAUGAGAUUCUUCAGCAUUUACCCUCCACAACCAUUUAAUUUUCUAAAACAAAAUUGUACUAGUUUCUGCAACAACAAAACAAUUUAAUAUUCAGCGUGAACACUUUGUAAAAUAUAAACAGAAAAAAUAAACAAACCAAGAAUACAUAGAUCUUUAAAAUCCUUUAAUUAAGACUGCAUUUUGUCAUCUUGUCAGCAUUCCUAUUACCAUCUCCUCCCACUUAUGACUGUAUGACUGUAACCUUGUUGCUGGUAUCCUUACAAUUUAUAUUGACUGUUUCUAACAUAAUUUGAUUGCUUAUUUGUACCCUAUGACUAUCUUUAAGUGUUGUACCUUAUUCUUGAUGAAUGUAUCUUUUUCUUUUUAUGUACACUGACAGCAUAUGCACCAAGACAAAUUCCUUGUGUGUCCAAUCACACUUGGCCAAUAAACUAUUCUAUUCUAUUCUAUUCUAUUCUAUUCUAUUCUAUUCUAUUCUAUUCUAUUCACCAGAAAGAAAAUGUUGGACCAAAAUAUUUUAAAAGCGGAGAUAAUGAGGCCAUAAGGAUAUGUAGUUUAAGUGAUAAUUUAGAGCAGAGCUGUCAAACUCCCGGCCCAUGGGCUGGAUGCGUCACAUGCUGGCCAGACCCACGCCCAGUUUAGUGAAGGAAAAAGGUCCUGAUAUGCCAUAUGACGCUGUUGUAAUGACAUGAGUGACACCUCUGAUUAACAGCAAUGUUUCUUAACCUUCCCAAUUUUAAAACAUAUAGAGGUCCUCAAAAAAGUUUUUGUUUGCAUUGACUAUAUUUACCAAUGUUUAGCAUAUUAAAAAUUAAAAUUGAUGCAUUUGCUAAUGCUACCUAUUCUCACAAUUAUUCAACGGGAUUUUAAUAUUUUUUUUCAGAAUAGGCUGGCAAAUUGAUUUUGUGGGCCUCUGUGAGGUUCUUGGGAUACUCCCAAAAGUUCUAGGAUCACAGUUUAAAAAACCCUUCUUCAAAGAAAUUAAUUUAGUUUUCAUGAGCUAGAAUUUCUUCAGCAAUGAUGGCAUAUGAAAGGCUGAUGGAAAAGGAUGGAAGUUGCUUCCCCUCUGAAACACGAUAUUUUUAAAAUCUCUGCUUGUUUACUUAUUAAUUAUUAAUGAAAGUCAUUUGAAUUUUAACUUCUUUUAGGCUGCUGAUGGAUUUAGAUUCUGGCUGUCCCUUUGACACAUAUGUUGAGCUGGAGUAGAUAAGCUGAACUUCUUGAGAGAUGUGCACUAGAGAAAUAAUUGUGUGAACUUUCUGAAGUUUGUUCAGAAUUUCUGAAAUUUGGUUCUUGAAAAAUACUAGUAAAUGUAACCAUCAAAAAUAGCUUAUGUCUACAAACACUUUAGAACUGGCAAAUCACACAUAUCUGUUUUGCAGUUUGUGGCUAGAAGACCCAUUCAUGUAUUUCUGGUUUUCUUGAAUUCUAAGACUGCUUCAUCUUCACUCCUUGUAUAUUUGAACAUUACUUGUUUUCUUCUCACCUAGCCCACCCAUUUUAUAAAUUUUGAAUUCGUUAAUAUCAUCAUUAAGUUCAGAUGUACAGUUUGCAUUUUAACUACUGGAGAAGAUCAUUCACAACUGUGUUUAAUGCCACUGUAAAAAAUAGCCUGAUUUUACCUCCUUUCUGAAACCUAACAAAUAGCUGUUUUAAGUUUUUCUACAGAAAUUGUCAGUCAUUUUACUAUAUACAUCAGACAGAUUAGAGAGCAGUGUUUUGUAUAUGGCAAAGCUAAACAUUUUUUAUGUGAUUUAGAAUUUGCUUACAACUUUUUUAAAAGGUGCAAAGAAUAUCUUUUGGAAUGAUGCUAAUUUUAAAUAAUGUACUAAACAAAUUGUAAAAAAUACAUUGUAUAGAACAGUAUAGAACAAUGAAUAUAUGUAUUGUACAUGUUAUGACAGUAGAAAUUAUUUUGUGUGUCUUUGUGGUUUAGCUCUUAUGGCUACAGUGCUCAUGAAAAGAGAAUAUGGGUGAUCUCAGAAGUUCCUUGAUAUCAUUUUACAGCUAUCAUUAGAAUGGUUUUUAGUUUCCCUCUUUCAGCUAUAAAAUAGGGUAAUCAUUCAUCAUGGGUUAGUGCUUUUAGACCUGUCCAUUCAGGAAAAGAUAAGAUAGUAUCAACUUUCAAACUUAGUUAAUUAAAGCUUUUAAGUGCAUUAUGAAUGAAAUAUCAAAAGAUGACACUCACUAGGGGGAAAGAUCUGUAAGUGAUGUGGUCAGUGAUUUGGUGUUUUUGGAAGUGAAUUUUUCCUUAGAAAUAUGAAGCUGUGUAGAAGAAAUUGGCAUUUUCAUAAGAGUAUAUGAAAUAAUUCCCAUUAUGCAGCAUUUGUAAAUAUAGAUGAAGAUAAUAAAGAAGGAUAUAAGAAAAACUUAA
Messenger RNA from Pantherophis guttatus, 3855 nucleotides. NCBI's taxonomy places the organism in Eukaryota, Metazoa, Chordata, Lepidosauria, Squamata, Colubridae. The record is from RefSeq and is a predicted model, not a curated record.